AUGUCUGUGAGGGAGAAAAUCAAGCAGAUCGAUCUUCUUGGCGCCUUCUUCUUGAUAUGCGCAAUCACGAUCGGCUCUGCCAUGAUCUACACCCUCAAGGUUGGAUCUGGGACUGGAGUUUGGACCGGCUACCAGAUCCUGGCUGGCGUAGGAGCAGGUGCCUGUGUUCAGAUACCUUUCAUAGCUGUACAGGUCGUGCUUAACGAGAAGGAUAUGCCUGUCGGCAACGCGGUCGCUAUUUUCUUCAACACCCUAGGAGGUGCCAUCAGCGUCAGCAUCGCGCAAAACAUCUUCUCCAACACCUUGAUCAAGCAACUGCCAAAAGAUGCACCAGGUGUCAACCCAGCAUUGAUAAUCGGAGCUGGCGCAACUCACAUUAGAGAGGUCACUACUCCACAACAACUUCCCGGCGUACUACUUGCUUACGACAAAGCCAUCACAACGGCCUUCAUACUGCCAAUAGCAACAUCAGGUCUCGCAUUUUUGGCAUCUUUAGCAAUGGAGUGGAAGAGCGUGAAAGGCAAGAAGCUGAUCCCUGGUGGUGCUUAA
Recurvomyces mirabilis is the source of this 549-nucleotide messenger RNA. RefSeq lists its product as uncharacterized. The transcript is spliced from 3 exons. Bases 1 to 549 code for a protein of 182 amino acids. The record is from RefSeq and is a predicted model, not a curated record. Gene Ontology annotation, cellular component: plasma membrane. Gene Ontology annotation, molecular function: transmembrane transporter activity. Gene Ontology annotation, biological process: transmembrane transport. NCBI's taxonomy places the organism in Eukaryota, Fungi, Ascomycota, Dothideomycetes, Mycosphaerellales, Teratosphaeriaceae.